GCCUUCAGCUGUGAGCUGAGCGGAGGGCGACUUGAUCUUGCUCGGCUUCUGCACUGCGUGCACCACAGGCUUUUAGCUUGAACCUGUAACUCUACUAGUGUUAUUGACACAAAGAAGAAGAAGAGGAAGAAGAAGGAGAAGGAGGCUGCAGGAGCAACAGCGAUGGGGUCGGAGACGUUCCUGGAGAUCCUGCUGGCCAUCCUGCUGCCGCCGCUCGGCGUCUUCCUCCGCUACGGCAUCGGGGUGGAGUUCUGGAUCUGCCUGCUGCUCACCAUCCUGGGCUACAUCCCGGGCAUCGUCUACGCCGUCUACGUCCUCGUCGCCUGAUGACGACGACGAGCAGAUUCAGGCCGCCGCUCUGGUCCUUCUACCGUCACAUUUGGAGCCGCCUGUAGACUUUGUAUAGCAUUAGCUGCUGUUCCUCUUGUCCCCGGACCCAAUCCAUCUGUUGUGCCAAUGGAUUUGGGAAACUAUGGCAAAGCUUGAUGAAUGUGCCAGCCAAAUUUUAAGUCUGUGGUCAUCUUUUUUCAGACAUGGGAUUUGUAGUGUACUGCAUCUGGUGGUGCAAGGAGAUGCAAGUAGAGAUGCAGUGUAACGUUUGCUUGUGCCAUGGAUGAAUCAAUCGUGCCAAGUGUUCUUCUACUGCAAUA
Messenger RNA from Panicum virgatum (switchgrass), 650 nucleotides. Its product is annotated as low temperature-induced protein lt101.2-like. The transcript is spliced from 2 exons. The record is from RefSeq and is a predicted model, not a curated record. Gene Ontology annotation, cellular component: membrane. Bases 163 to 327 code for a protein of 54 amino acids. Lineage: Eukaryota; Viridiplantae; Streptophyta; Magnoliopsida; Poales; Poaceae.